GGAAGUUGCCUGUGGGCUGAGACGACAUUGUACCGGUGUGAAUAUGGCAGGAGCUGACGGCGACGAUUCGCUUUAUCCCAUUGCGGUGCUCAUCGAUGAGCUGAGGAAUGAGGACGUGCAGCUACGCCUCAACAGCAUCAAGAAGUUAUCCACCAUUGCCCUAGCAUUGGGUGUUGAAAGAACCAGGACUGAACUUUUGCCAUUCCUUACAGAUACUAUAUAUGAUGAGGAUGAGGUUCUUUUGGCACUCGCAGAACAACUGGGAAGCUUCACCAGUCUUGUGGGUGGUUCAGAGUUUGUUCACUGUCUUCUGCCCCCAUUGGAAAGCCUGGCAACUGUUGAAGAGACAGUAGUUCGUGACAAGGCAGUGGAAUCGUUGAGGAAUAUCUCUAAUGAACAUUCUCCCGUUGAUCUUGAAGCCCACUUUGUACCGUUGGUGAAACGUCUGGCCAGUGGAGAUUGGUUCACUUCUCGUACAUCUGCUUGCGGCCUUUUCAGUGUCUGCUAUCCCAGGGUGUCUAGUACAGUCAAAGCAGAAAUAAGGCAACAUUUUCGCAAUCUGUGUUCAGAUGACACUCCUAUGGUGCGCCGUGCAGCUGCUUCCAAACUAGGAGAAUUUGCCAAAGUCCUUGAGCUCGAGUAUGUCAAGAAUGACCUCAUUCCUCUAUUUACCAAUCUGGCUUCAGAUGAACAGGACUCUGUGCGUCUCUUGGCAGUGGAAGCAUGUGUAAGUAUUGCUCAGUUACUGCCUGAAGAAGACCUGGAAGCGCUUGUGAUGCCAACUUUACGCCAAGCCACAGAGGACAAAUCAUGGCGUGUCCGCUACAUGGUUGCAGACAAGUUUUCAGAGCUCCAGAAAGCAGUUGGACCAGAGAUUACUAAAAAUGACCUUGUCCCAGCCUUUCAGAACUUGCUUAAAGAUUGUGAAGCUGAAGUGCGGGCAGCUGCUGCUCAUAAAGUUAAAGAAUUCUGUGAAAACUUGCCAGCUGAUGGAAGAGAGACCAUUAUAAUGAGUCAUAUUUUACCUUACGUUAAGGAAUUGGUUUCUGACACAAACCAGCAUGUGAAAUCAGCCUUGGCCUCUGUAAUCAUGGGAUUAUCCACAAUUUUGGGCAAAGAUAAUACAAUUGAACACCUCCUUCCUCUCUUCCUGGCCCAGUUGAAAGAUGAGUGCCCAGAAGUGCGCCUGAACAUCAUAUCUAAUUUGGACUGUGUGAAUGAAGUGAUCGGCAUCCGCCAGCUUUCUCAGUCCCUGCUUCCCGCUAUAGUGGAGUUGGCUGAGGAUACAAAGUGGAGAGUGCGGCUGGCAAUCAUUGAGUACAUGCCAUUACUUGCUGGGCAGCUGGGUGUGGAGUUUUUUGAUGAAAAGCUGAAUUCCUUGUGUAUGGCUUGGUUGGUUGAUCAUGUCUAUGCUAUCCGAGAAGCUGCAACCAAUAAUCUUAUGAAGCUGGUGGAAAAGUUUGGCGCUGAAUGGGCCCAGAACACCAUUGUUCCCAAGGUUCUUGCUAUGGCAAAUGAUCCCAACUACCUGCAUCGAAUGACAACCCUCUUCUGUGUCAAUGCCCUGUCUGAGGCAUGUGGAAAGGAAAUAACCACCAAGCUGAUGCUCCCAAUUGUGCUAAAAAUGGCCGCUGACCAGGUAGCAAAUGUGCGAUUCAAUGUGGCCAGAUCCCUACAACGAAUAGGUCCAGUGCUGGAUGGAACAACAUUGCAAUCCGAUGUCAAACCCAUUCUGCUGAAGCUGGGACAGGAUGAAGACAUGGAUGUGAAAUACUUUGCGCAGGAAGCAAUGACUGUACUUGCCUUGGCAUAAAGAAGAUGGAAGAAACCCGGCCCCCGCUCUUUGUUCUCUAUGAAUUUGGAAACAACCUUUAGAGACCUCAUGGAUACAAAUGGCAACUACUGUUGGAAGACCACAUUCCCACACAUGUGCCUCUUCUGGAAAAAACAAACUUUUUUUAAGAAUUAUUUAUGCGUUUUCUGUUACUGUUUAUUUGCUUAUUGAUAGGAAAGUCUUCUUUUUACUGGUGGCUGUGUAUCAUCUAAGGUGUUUUUGGUGAUGGUGAAAGUUGCCUGGGCACAAAACCGACUAACUUGAACAUAAGACUGCAGCAGGCUGCACCUGCUAUAUCCAUAACUGCUUCAAUCUGUAACUGUCUUGAAAAGUGAUGCUAGCAGUUUGUUUUUUUUUAAUUGUAUUGAGUCAAGUAGAGGAGGGUUAGGCCUGAUAUGUGCGCUCACAUGGAAUAGCAACUCUCUAUUGAAUUUCCAGCCCAUCUAUUGGCCAGCUUGCAGAAGACAUCUUCAGUUAUUCAUUCUAGAAUGCACGUUUGUCUGGCAUGGGAAAGACUAAAAGAAUGCAGAGAUCCUCAUAUAACAGUGCUUGUGGCAGAUAGUCAAGGACUUGCAUCUAGCGACCCUGGUUUAAAUUUCAUUUCUGUUUUGCCUGGAAAAGGUCAAUGUCCUUUUUAACCUUAAAAGUUAAAGGAUGCUGCAACAUGAAUGAAAUAGUUACUAUUUUCUUUCAAUUUAAAUAGUUUUUAUAUGGCAAGAUUGGGUGGAAUAUAGAGCAGAUGAGCACAAAUUUUAGGUUCUAAUUCAAUUUACUGCCUCCAUAGGGGUCACAAAGGCAUUCCCUCAUAGUGUAUAUUGCUGUUCUGCUUUGCACUCUUAUCAGCUGUAGAAAUUGUUAUGUAUGUGCCCAGUGAAAAGAAAUAAAGAUUAAAUCUGUG
This is a messenger RNA of Xenopus laevis (African clawed frog), 2732 nucleotides long. It is a transcript of the gene ppp2r1b.L, whose product is annotated as serine/threonine-protein phosphatase 2A 65 kDa regulatory subunit A beta isoform-like. The coding region runs from base 44 to 1813 and encodes 589 amino acids. NCBI's taxonomy places the organism in Eukaryota, Metazoa, Chordata, Amphibia, Anura, Pipidae. The transcript is spliced from 15 exons. The record is from RefSeq and is marked provisional.